Molecule: messenger RNA, 2998 nt
Organism: Ictalurus furcatus (blue catfish)
Lineage: Eukaryota; Metazoa; Chordata; Actinopteri; Siluriformes; Ictaluridae
Gene: ssuh2rs1
Product: ssu-2 homolog, related sequence 1
Exons: 13
Coding region: 365-1528 (387 amino acids)
Source: RefSeq, a predicted model, not a curated record
AUUUCCUCUGGCAGUUAGUCAAGAUUUUCAUUGACAUGCAAAUAUAUUCCAAAACUAGCUCGCUGAUUGGAUGGAAUCGCUCAAAGCGUCACGACGCCUACUUCCUUUAAAGAGUAUACAGAUCAAAUUUGACUUUUAUACACGUGAUAUAUAGCACGGAUACAUUUAUAAGCUUGAGAUAUAUAUAUAUACACAUAUAUAUUUUAAUCUUGUAAUGAAUUGUAAUCGUGUUUUUAAUGUAAUGUUCUGCUCUUAUGCGUGGAUGAGUCAAAUUGUGGUCACAUGAGUGAAAGGGAAGUUGAAGGACUUUCACACUGCAAACUUCUCCACACCAGAGUAGUUUAGAUCUUCUGGACCUGAGGACAUGGAGAGGAGACCAGUCUUUAAUGAUUAUGGAGCCACACAUGGCACAGACAACCCUGGCUACAUGCCUUCAGCAUCUUCAACACCAGCCAUGUCUGGCGGCCCUGCAGCUCCUUCAGCGCCCCCUGCUGGAUUUUAUGACACAGUGCCAGGGUAUGAGGGCACACUGGCCGGUGGAGGAGGAGGGUUUCUUCCUCCCCCGAUACCCUCGGCGCCCCUGCCUGCACAGGACAACCUCCCUGCCCAACCCAACUGGAAUAUAACUUCCAUUACGGAGGAAAUUGCGCGUGAGGCCUUUAUAAGCUUCUCAUCCAGUAAAUGCUGUUACAGCUCUGCGCCGGCCCGAGAUGGAGUCAUCACCAACUUGGAGCCCUUCAACACCUACAGGUAUCGCUUGGAGACAUACACCGAGACGAGAGCUACUGAAUGGAGUCAAGAACCGUACACAGGCCAGCCCGUGGAUGCGUUUAUCCAGCCUGCACCAGCACCGUGGGCAAUAACAGCCCAAACACCCAAUUUCUUCCAGGAUCAAACGCAGAACAUCAGAGUGCCAUAUACCGCCUCGGUCAAGAACUGUCAUGUCUGUUUGGGCAUGGGAAGAAAGCCAUGUAAGGAUUGUGCAGGCUCUGGGAAUAAAGUCUGCUGGGUGUGUAACGGUAGUGGGUUUCGCCACGGAACUGACCGCUGCACGCACUGUAACGGCCGUGGAAGAGAAAACUGUACCUGGUGCCACGGACACGGCUCCCGCGAAUGUGAAACAUGUCGAGGGAAGCGUCAGCUCCUCGUCUUCAUCACACUCAAGAUCCAGUGGACUACUACUAAAAAUGAUUACGUGGUGGAGCAGUUGAGCGGUCUGAAAUCGGAGAAUCUCAAUCAGGUCACCGGAAGGGCGAUGUUCACAGACUCCCAGCACAUGCUUUACCCGGUGAUGGGUUUCCCCAACCCUUCGUUGAACCAAGCAUCUGAGCGUUUAAUACGAGAACAUCAAUCCAAAUAUUUCCAGACUUCGCGCAUUCUGCAGCAGCGUCACACCAUCGAGCUGAUCCCCAUCACCCGGGUGCACUACGCUUGGAAAGGGAAGUCCUACCUUUUCUUCGUGUUUGGGAACGAGAACACCGUGUACACUGACGACUACCCGGCCAAAUGCUGCUGCUCGGUCAUGUAAUCCCAUAAUUCAGCAUUUUUACCCGACAAAAACACCAAAUGAAGACAGAUCAUCUUUACACUGUGAUAGUCUUCAUUGAAUCUUUACAGUACGCAUGUAUGUAAUUAACAACAUUUAGGGAAUCGAACACAAAUUCUCAGCAAAAUCCUGAAAGCAUCUCGUACAGCUCUUCACGCGAGUUGAACCCUAGCUUUCGCUUGAAAGAGCCGGUUCAAAGAGUCGACUCGUUCACAAAAGACAUAUCACUGCUAGCUGGCUACCAAUGUAGGCUAAUCCAGGGGUUCCCAAACUUUUCCAGGGCAAGGCCCCUCGAAUGGCAUUAACAUUUGACUGAGGCCGCCCUUUUGCAAGAUGUCUUUAAAACAUUAAAAAUACAGACUUCUGAAUAUAUCCCAUUUUUUAUUAAUAAUUACAUCUUACAUCUUUACAUUACAUUACAUUACAUUAGGAAUUGAUUGUGUGUGUGUUUGUGUGUGUGUGUGUGUGUGUGUGUUUGUCUGAGAGUGAGAAAGAGAAAACAUACUAGUGGGAGGGAUGGGCUUAGUGGCUCUGACCAAAUUGUUGAGGCCCUCUGGGCGCCCCCUGGCGGCCCACAAGGGGGCUGCGGCCCCCACUUUGAAAACCACUGGGCUAAUCAGCUGAUUAUUGCAUCCUAGUAGGCUAUAGUUACAUAUCAAGACAAUUCUCUGCUUUUCGUUAACAGUUUCUUCUUGGCAGUCUUUUAGAUUCUCAGCCGCAGUCUGUUCCAUCACAUUUUAACCCGAUUUGUUUCCACUUAAUAUACGUUGAAAUAUUUGGUCCGUCCUAGGAUUUCACAAGCUGUGAAUAUAAACCAUACGGAACUCGUGUUGCCUUUACUUGCCUUAAAUGAAUGCUCCGUCACAAACCACAUACUAUCACGGUAAAUAAUUCUCCACUGGCCUAUAUGAAGUUGUGUACUAUUUUGACAUUUUAUUUAGUACAAGUAUUUAGUUUAGUACGUACCAUAUAACCUAUCUCAUUAUUAUUAUUAUUAUUAUUAUUAUUAUUAUUAUUAUUAUUAUCAUCAUCUUUAAAAAAAAAAAAAAAGAUGAGCAGCUCUGUAACAUUACUGGCUAGUAAUGGGAAAUCUGGCUUGUUUUUAAGCGAGUCAGAUCAUUUGGCUCAGACCGACUCACUCGGCUCUCGAACGGAUCAUUGCCAUCGUUUUUCUUAAUAUUUUGACCAGUGGUUGUUUUUUCUUUGCCUAAGUAUGACCAAAAUUGUGCCAUAAAACCUUGCAUUUUAUCAAAUAUAUUUAAUUGUGAAAUCAGCAAGGUGUUUUUUGUUGUUGUUUUUUUAUUAAUUUUUUUUUUUUUAAAAAAGGUCAAUGAAAGCAUGGCUGCAUUUAAUGGUUGUGUGCUGCUGUGGCUGUGCUUCAUUUGCUUCAUUUCCAUUUAUCCUGAAGCAUGGAAGCAUUUUGAUAAAAAAAAUAAAUUUUUUUAAACGGCA